AUGGUUGUUGGAUCCACUUCUUAUCCAGGGAGGCAAGUGCUUCACAAAAUGCAGCCAAUGGGUAUGACACCUAGGGAGCUGUCCGAAUACGAUGACUUGGCGACCGCGCUUAUAGUGGAUCCCUACCUAGGCUUUUCAACCCAUAAAAUGAAUAUUCGAUACAGGCCACUAAAAACAAAUAAGGAAGAAUUGAAGAAGAUAAUUAAAGAGUUUAUUCAAACCCAAGAUUAUAAUAAAGCUUAUUCAAAGUUAGCUAAUGGAGAUUGGAUGCCAAGGCAUUUUAGUAAAAAUAAACAUCAACAAAAUAAACUAAGAGAACAUAUAUACCGUUAUCUUCGAGUAUUUGACAAAAAAGCAGGCUUUGUUAUUGAACCGUGUUAUAGAUAUUCUAUGGAAGGCCGCGUUGGAGCAAAAAUAUCAACAACAAAAAAGUUUUACAAACAUGAAAGGAUAGAUUUUUUAGUGGGAUGUAUUGCUGAGAUGACAGAGGAAGAAGAAAAGCAACUUUUGCAUCCAGGAAAGAAUGAUUUUUCAGUUAUGUAUAGCUGUAGGAAAAAUUGUGCCCAGUUAUGGCUUGGCCCAGCUGCUUAUAUAAAUCAUGAUUGUAGACCAACUUGCACAUUUGAAGCUACUGAUAGAGGCAAAGCAUUUGUUAGAGUAUUAAGGGAUAUAGAUGUUGGAGAAGAGAUUACUUGUUUCUAUGGUGAAGAUUUUUUUGGAAAUGGCAAUUGUUAUUGUGAAUGUGAAACAUGUGAGAGACGAGGUAAAGGAGCUUUUUCCGUUCAAAGUUCACACGAAGAUGAUCAAGGUACGCGAUAUAGAUUUAGAGAAACAGAUAAUAGAAUUAAUAGAACAAAGGCUAAAUUAAUACAGAAACCUGUUAAUGGCAAAAGUAAUGACAAAUCUCGAAUAGCAAAUCGGCAGGUUCCUAAUAUAGUCUCUCCUCUUAGUAUGAAAGAGAUGAAGCAAAAGGGUUUAACAAAGUAUGAUGCUGAGCUUUUAAUUGCACAGGGAUGCAUAGCUGAUGUAGUUGAUGGAUCAGAUCAGAAAGAAACCCAAGGCAGUAGGGAAUCAUCUGUUUCUAGUAGAAGUGAGAGAUUGCGACGGCGCAGGGAUAGCGGUCGAACUAUGAAUGGUACAACAGCUCAAACUGCCAGUUCCCAAAAUCAAACAGAAUACUCAAGAUGCUGUAGUAUAACAAGUUCACGAAGUAGUAAUGAUUCGCACUCUGGUAUUGUAUUAAGAAGUCAUAAACGUCUAAUGGAUACCUCAACCUCACAACCAACUUGUUCUAAAACUAGAAACAAUUCAAAAAGUAGUUCAGAAGCUAAGUUGGCUAGGAAUCAUAUGGCCCCUAAAACAGAACCUAAUCUUCCGACAUUGGAAGAAAAUAAACAUAUUAAAGUGGAGCCUCCAGACCAAACAUAUAACACUUUGACAGAAUCUAGACCUUUUGAUAUAAAAAGUGAAUGUGAUACCAUGGAAUCUCCACCACUACAAAUAGAAACAUCAAUUCCAGUGAAAAUAGAAACAGUUGAAGUAAGUGUAACUCCAAUAGAAGAUAAUACAUGCAUGAAUGUUGCAGAACAUAUUAAAACUGAAACUGAGAAGUGUGAUUUAAUAGAAAAUGUAAAACCUAGUGAACCUAAUGAUAAUAAUAACAAACAACAACUCGAAGGUAAUUCAAAUAGGACUGAAGAGAGUAAAAAACAAGCAGAGUCUGGUCCCCCGUUGGUUGCAGAGAAUACAAGCAAGAGCAGUGAAUGCCCAUGCACUCCUCCACGUAGGGGCUUGAAGUUAACAUUGCGGGUAAAACGAAGUCCAGUUGUUGAAGAAGUUAUGGAUUGUAGGAGUACAAGUGAACCGCCUGAGUAUGAAGUAUUACGCUUAGAAGGUGUAGACCCCGAGACAGCACGUCGUAUCAAAAAGCGCCGACGUUCAAAAGAGAGGCAUCGUAAACAUAGUCCUAUCCGUCCUCUGCCUCCAAUGAAACGCUUACGGUUAAUUUUCGGAAACGAGAGUCGAACUAUUGACUUACCUCCAGCCAUAACGGCAGACUGA
Molecule: messenger RNA, 2061 nt
Organism: Pieris macdunnoughi
Lineage: Eukaryota; Metazoa; Arthropoda; Insecta; Lepidoptera; Pieridae
Source: the annotation of a GenBank genome assembly